AAGGAGGAAGGGGAAGGGAGCGGUGAGCGAGGGAAGGCGCCUGCGACCCGCCCACGCCCGGCCCAGCCUAGGCGUGCCGAGACGUCUCCGCCCACCCGGCAGCGAGCGGGACACCCAGUACGCAGGGCCAGCGGGGAGCAGAGGAGUCACGCGGUAAGACUGAGCACCCCACGGCCACUGCUCCCUGAGAAUGGAAAUCCCGCCGGAUCAUUACCCAGCCUCCAGGGCGGCGUCGGUGGCAGAGAACUGCAUUAACUACCAGCAGGGGACCCCCCACAAGGUGUUUCUGGUGCAGACGGUCAAACAAGCCAGCAUGGAGGAUAUUCCGGGAAGAGGACAUAAGUAUCGCCUGAAAUUUUCUGUGGAAGAAAUUAUCCAAAAAAAAGUUACGGUGAACUGCACAGCUGAAGUACUUUAUCCUCCUGUGGGACAAGCUACUGCACCGGAAGUCAACUUUACAUUUGAAGGGGAAAUUGGAAAGAACCCAGACGAAGAAGAUAACACUUUUUAUCAAAGACUCAAGUCCAUGAAGGAACCACUAGAAGCACAAAAUAUUCCAGACAGUUUUGGAAACGUAUCUCCAGAAAUGAAACCAGUUCGACAUUUAGCCUGGGUUGCCUGUGGUUAUAUAAUAUGGCAGAAUUCUACAGAAAACACCUGGUAUAAAAUGGCAAAGAUUCAAACUGUCAAGCAAGUGCAAAGAAAUGACGACUUUAUUGAAUUAGACUACACCAUUCUACUUCAUGACAUUGCAUCUCAGGAGAUUAUUCCUUGGCAAAUGCAAGUUCUCUGGCAUCCACAAUAUGGUACUAAAGUCAAACAUAAUAGCCGUCUGCCAAAGGAACAACUGGAAUAAACGGAGACCCUAACACUGGGACGAUGUGUGAAGUGUCCAUUAAUGAUGUGUAUGCCAUCGUCACCUGUGUCUAGCUUAAGGGACCAAACAGAUCCCAAAGUGUCACUUUGUAUACAUGUCUUGAUUAUAGUCUAGAACCAUACAAGAUGCCGUAAUGAAAAGUGUUACUACAUAAAAAUGUCUUCAUAACAGUAAUAGUGAUAUAUGUAAUAUCCCAUAAUAAAGCUUCGAUUUUGGCCUCAUAAUAUUUAAUUGCA
Messenger RNA from Tupaia belangeri chinensis (Chinese tree shrew), 1113 nucleotides. RefSeq names its product latexin (gene LXN). Gene Ontology annotation, molecular function: metalloendopeptidase inhibitor activity. The transcript has 6 exons. NCBI's taxonomy places the organism in Eukaryota, Metazoa, Chordata, Mammalia, Scandentia, Tupaiidae. The coding region runs from base 191 to 856 and encodes 221 amino acids. The record is from RefSeq and is a predicted model, not a curated record.